AUGGCCGUGUACUGCGACAACUACGGCGUCUACCAACAGAACCUCCACCACCACCACCAGAGGCCCGCAGCAGCCACCUCUGGAUACGGCCUGCACGGAGACUACACCCCGCCACCAGCCUCCACGAACCCGUAUCUGUGGCUCAACUCCCCGGGAAUCAACUCCUCCGCGUACCUCACCGGGAACUCCUCAUCCUCCUAUAUGCAGCCUGCAGGGUACGGAUCCAACCACCAGCGGCAGUACCUUGCACCUCCCGCGGGGUUUGGAGGCGCGGAUCUCGGGUGGUUGUCCAUCUCCAGUCAGCAGGAGCUCUUCAAGAUGGUCAGGCCGCCGUAUUCCUACUCCGCGCUCAUCGCCAUGGCCAUUCAGAACGCCGCGGACAAGAAGCUGACGUUGAGCCAGAUCUACCAGUACGUGGCCGACAACUUCCCGUUCUACAAGAAGAGCAAAGCGGGCUGGCAGAACUCUAUCCGCCACAAUCUGUCACUCAACGACUGCUUCAAGAAAGUGGCCCGGGAUGAAGACGAUCCAGGGAAAGGAAACUACUGGACUCUGGACCCAAACUGCGAGAAGAUGUUCGACAACGGCAACUUCCGCAGAAAGAGAAAGCGACGCGCUGACGUCACGGGAGCGGACAGCACCACCGCGUCGCCCCCUCCGCCGCCGCUCAAACCCUCCGACACGCCGCCUCACAAGCUCUCCGACACGGCCAGCCUGCUCAGCUCCUCCCCGCUCAGCAUGCACGGCUCCCCGACUUCCACCGAAUCCAAGUCCUCGCCGUCCCCGUCCCACGCAGACCACGUCAGUCCGUGUUUCAGCAGCUUCGUGUCCAACGUCACUUCGCUUUUGCAGGCGGAGAAUCUUCAAAGCAGAGAUGGAGGGGGUGGGGGGUCCGGGCAUCAUCUUACGGGACUGUCCCAGGGCAGAGAGGGCAUGCAUGGACUUGGUUCGUACUCUCCCUCGCUGAUCUCUCCCCUGAACUCUGAGAACAACAGAAUGAGCUACUACUCCUCUGUGCAGAGUCUGUCCAACCAUUUCAGCGUCAACAACCUCAUCUACAACAGAGAGGGCACCGAAGAGACACGCACGCGCUCAGAAACGCGUCAUGACGUUAGAACCACGGGCCGCAGGAGCUCGGGCUACGGCGCAGGACACAUGUAUUUUUCGCCCAUCAUCUCCGAGGGCCACGUCCCAGAGCGCGUCCUCCGCUGGUCCAUCAAAGUUCAGUUCUGGUCUGGGCGCUUCAUGCUCCUGACUUCCUGUGUGUUCCCCAAGUUCGACCUGUUCCCAGCCAUCUCACUUCUCCCGAAAAGUAACGCCCGAUCGCCCCCAAAACCCCGGAGGCCACUGUCCCACAUGAAUAUCACUCAGGCCCCUGCACUCCCCCCUCCCUCCCCCUCAGGCUGCAGAGCUGGGACCCCCCCCCUCACAGUGGUGGCCUCGUGCUGA
Molecule: messenger RNA, 1449 nt
Organism: Knipowitschia caucasica
Lineage: Eukaryota; Metazoa; Chordata; Actinopteri; Gobiiformes; Gobiidae
Source: the annotation of a GenBank genome assembly